Diatraea saccharalis (sugarcane borer) is the source of this 4204-nucleotide messenger RNA. NCBI's taxonomy places the organism in Eukaryota, Metazoa, Arthropoda, Insecta, Lepidoptera, Crambidae. The record is from the annotation of a GenBank genome assembly.
ACCACCAAUAGUAGCGACAUCUAGUUUGGUUUCGGGAACUAAUGUUUUUUUUUAAUACUUCAUCAUUGCCUUCGUUUUAUUACUUUGGUCCUUCUCUUUAUUAUUUUAAGGACUUAUUGACCUAUUCAGAGACUUCAUUGGUUCAUAAAACAAUCAGGAAAUAUUAAAAAAAAAUAGUUCCCGAAAUCAAACUAGAUGUCGCUACGGUACGUUCUUGAUUUCUCCAUGACAACCAUUCCGGUUUUCUUUCACGUUUAAAAGUAAAUUAGUUUUCAAAACUCAAUAAACAACUCAUAUUCUAUUUGUACUUUUUCGUAUUUGUAUUGAUAUCUAAGUUUCGAACUUUUCAAAUUUCUAUUUUUUUAAUAUGUUAGUUAAAAGGAACGGAAAUGACUGUCUUUGGUUCAUUCGUUUCCUGCAACAAUCAACUUUUGCUAGAGUCACCAUCUAGUGGAGGUACUUUUUUUAUGCUUUCGUUCUUUUUAAAUACUUCCUCAUUGCAUGCAUUAAACCUACUAUUAAAAAAAUGUUUUGACAUUUUAUUGACGUUACAUUGACAUUUUGUCUAUGAAAACUUCAUUCAUAUUCUUAUAAAGGUGUGAUGUGAGUAGUGCGGUUUCAUAGGCGAAAUAUCUUACAAAUCAAUUGCAAUGAGGUAGCAUCGGUUUAUAAAAGUUCAAUAUAACAUCUAAAUAAUAUGCCUUAAAGUAUUUGUGUGAAAAAAGAUAAAAAUAAAUCUUUACGGGGAUGCCGAACAUGAACAAUGCCAUCGUCGCCUGUGAUGAAUAUGAAGUUAUCGGUGAAGGUCAGUGGCAGACCCUUGAGAAUAGUGGUGAUGAACAAAUCAUCAAAAUAUAUGGUUUCAAAUAUUCGAAAGUCCGUGCGAUUUUAUUUCAUAGCACUUGCAUACUACUAUGUGGGUUACCAUACUUUGCUUUGGCUUAUUAUCCGUCUUACAACAGAUUCAAGUACCUAAAAUGCAGUUUGAAAAUGGCUGAGCAAGUUUGUGUGACGGAUGCAGAUGGUCUAUUUAAAAUAGAAAAAGUGAGAGACAUUGAUCUUAAUCUCUCAAAUCACAGAGAUAACAAAUUACGCUAUUUCAUUUACCAACAUACCCGUUUCAUCUGGCUGCAUGAUCAGGGAGCCUUCACCAAUGUCCUGGCACUCAAUGACAGGCUAACCAUCAAUCUAUUGAUGGAAAAUGUGUCUGGUAUUAACAAGCGUCAACAGAAUGAACUGAUCAAGUUAUAUGGAAACAAUUCUGUAGAAGUGGAAGUAAAGAGUUACUGGACUUUAUUUGUAGAAGAAGUUUUCAAUCCUUUCUAUUUAUUCCAAGUUUUUUCUAUCAUAUUGUGGUCAUUGGAUGAAUAUUAUCAAUAUGCUUCAUGUGUUUUCAUACUAUCUACACUGUCCUGUAUGCUGGCUUUGUAUCAAACGAAACAGAUGAGUAUAAACUUGCACAAAAUGGCGGGUUCGACGAGUGCUUUCACUGUGACAGUGUUGAGGCCAUCGCGCACCGGUCGUGAGGAAUGUGUCGUGAAUGCUAGUCGGCUAGUGCCCGGCGACGUGCUUGUUCUGCCGCCCGAUGGAUGCGUUAUGCCGUGCGAUGCUAUGCUGCUCACCGGCACUUGCAUAGUUAAUGAGAGUAUGCUCACUGGUGAAAGUGUACCAGUAAUGAAAGGCCCUCCAUGCCCUUCUGCAGAAGUCUAUUCAACAGAUGGACAUAAAAGGCAUACACUAUUUGCUGGUACCCACGUGAUUCAAACCAGAUUUUAUGGAAAUAAUCAGGUUUUAGCUAAAGUUGUACGCACCGGUUUUUACACAGCCAAAGGAGAGUUGAUAAAAAGCAUACUGUUCCCAAAGCAACUGGGUUUCCAGUUCUACAACGAUGCUGUCAAGUUUGUAAUGUUCAUGUUCUGCAUUGCGGCAAUAGGCAUGGCAUAUUCUAUCUGGUUAUAUGUUCUCAGAGGGAGUCCCGUCGGCACAAUAGUUUUGCGUACACUGGACAUCAUAACAAUAGUAGUCCCACCCGCGCUACCUGCAGCGAUGACAGCCGGUAUAGUGUACAGUCAACAGCGUCUGCGCAAGAACAAAAUAUUUUGCGUUUCACCGCCAAGGAUUAUUAUAUGUGGCAAACUGCAAGUAAUGUGUUUCGACAAGACUGGUACUCUCACGGAGGACGGCUUAGACUUCUAUUCAGUGAUACCGGCACAAUCGGAUGAGAAGUUCGGCAAAUGCGUAGUAGAUGUGAACAGUUUGCCGGCUAAAAGUCCUCUCGUACAGGCUCUAGCUUCCUGCCAUUCACUCACCAGUAUCCAAGGACAACUGAAGGGGGAUCCUCUUGAUCUCAAAAUGUUCGAAUUCACUCAGUGGGUACUUGAAGAGCCAGGUCCAGAGAAUACACGAUAUGAUAACUUGACACCGGCUAUUGUAAAACCCGCCGCCACACCUGAUGCUGACCUUCAAAAUUUGGAUAACUAUGAUCCUUAUACUAUGGAAAUACCCUAUGAGAUUGGUUUGUUACGGCGUUUUCACUUUUCGUCGUCGCAGCAAUCGAUGGGAGUAAUCGCUAGAGUACUUGGUCAACCACAGAUGAUAUAUUUCGUCAAAGGUGCGCCUGAAAAGGUUGCAGGUAUGUGCAAGCCAGAGUCUUUGCCAGAUAACUUCGCAUCCGUACUCAACGAGUACACCUCGAACGGGUUCCGUGUGAUCGGCCUCGCUCACAAGAAACUCGAUCGCAAAAUGAAAUGGGUCGACGCGCAGAGAAUUAAGAGGGAUACACUUGAGUGUGAUAUGACUUUUCUAGGCUUUCUAGUCAUGCAAAAUAGCCUGAAACCUGAGACCACUCAAGUGAUCAGAGAACUCCAUGAGGCGAAUAUUCGACAGAUCAUGGUCACUGGUGACAAUAUAAUGACGGCUAUGUCUGUAGCUAGAGGAUGUUUCAUGGUGCAACCACAUCAGAAACUUGUGUUGAUUACUGUAGGACAUCAACAAACUGACGACUCGAGACCGCCUUUGUCGAUGGAGGUUGUCGGUGAAGGAUGCCCACCAAAAAUGUCAAUGGACGUUUGUGUCCUUGCACUAGAAGGAAAAACGUGGACAGUCAUAAGAAAUCACUAUCCAGAAUUGUUGCCUGUCGUAUUAAGCAAAGGCAUGGUGUUCGGUCGAUUUGGACCGGAUCAGAAAACGCAGCUGAUCACAGCGCUCCAAGGUGAAGGUCUGAUUGUGGGCAUGUGUGGAGACGGCGCUAAUGACUGCGGCGCGCUUAAAGCAGCACAUGUCGGCAUCUCGCUCUCUGAAGCUGACGCAUCAGUUGCCGCACCUUUUACAUCACGUGUGCAAAACAUUAGAUGUGUGAAACUUCUCGCACUAGAAGGCCGCUGUGCUCUUAGCACAUCAUUCGCCAUUUUCAAAUAUAUGGCGCUCUAUUCGCUGAUACAGUUCUUCUCUAUACUUAUCCUCUAUAACUUCUACUCCAUCUUGGGCAACAACCAGUUCCUGUAUAUCGAUCUGGUGCUAACUACUCUACUGGCUCUAUCGUUGGGACGCGCAUCGCCUGGUCCUAUACUGACCAAGCAGUCACCUCCCGUAUCUCUGGUGGCUUUAUCCAGUAUCCUGCCACUCAUCAUGCAAGUCACACUAGUGCUAUUGAUGCAACUAGCGCCUAUAUAUCUCCUCUACACUCAACAAUGGUUCAGUCCAGUAGUUGGCGGACCAGACGUAGAGCAAGUAUUGUGCUGGGAAAACACAGUCAUAUUCAUCGUAUCGGCGUUCCAGUAUUUAAUAAUGGCGUGUGUGUACGCUAAAGGAUGGCCCUUUAGACAGCCGUUCUGUGCUAAUUACUAUAUGGUGAUUACAUUACUAACUCAAGCAGUAUUUGUGACGUUAUUACUAUUGUGCCCGUGGUCGUGGCUCUCGAAUCUAAUGGAAGUGACACCCAUGGAUACCUCGCAAGUGGAACAAAGCAUGUUUCGUGUAUACUUACUCAUCAUACCCUUACUACACCUAAUAUUGGCUAUCGGCGUCGAGGCCACUCUAUCGGACGUGGAUAAAUUCCGAACAUUGUUUCGUAUCGCUCGACGGCGGCGGUGUGAUGACGUCGAAGAUAUAUCUGCUGAUGCCGAAUGUCCAUUAUGGCCGCCGCGUUCGCCCACACACGUCUGCUGACGAGAACCUAACAAAACAUGUGAGAACGAAUAUCAUC